Molecule: messenger RNA, 3632 nt
Organism: Diospyros lotus (date-plum)
Lineage: Eukaryota; Viridiplantae; Streptophyta; Magnoliopsida; Ericales; Ebenaceae
Product: protein WHAT'S THIS FACTOR 9, mitochondrial
Exons: 2
Coding region: 111-1271 (386 amino acids)
Molecular function (GO): RNA binding
Source: RefSeq, a predicted model, not a curated record
AUACCCUCCUCUUCAGCACGCGCCAGACCGUUUUCCCGCUUUCUCUGUAAGAACCCUAGAGUGUGUAUUUUGGCGAAGAAAGGCCUUCCGAACACAAUUACUAGCCAUUAAUGGCGAUGGCGGCGUUCACCCGCCCCGCCACCGAACUCCGCCGGCUGCUCCACCGCCCCAACGCCGUCCGCACCUUCGUCGACGCCAGGGUUAAAUGGGUCCGCGAUCCGUACCUCGACACCGCCGUUGAGAAAGAGAAAGACCUCAAGCCAAUGCUCAAUCUCAAAAACCUAAUCCUCGCUCAGCCCUCGAAGACCCUGCCAAUCUCCACCGCUGCCUUGCUGAAGGACCGCCUCAAGCUCCCCACUACCGCCGGAAAGCUUAUCGAGAGAUAUCCAUCGGUUUUCAACCCAUUCCGGCCCGACCACCCCCUGGCCCUUCCUCACGUCAAGCUCACCGCGCAAGCCCUAGUCGUCCACAACGAGGAGGCUCGAGUUUUCAACUCGCGAAAUCACCGGAAGGACUUGGCAGAGAGGCUAGCGAAGCUGCUGAUGCUAGCCGGGUCGAGAAAGCUUCCGUUGAACGUUGUGAACGGGUUUGUUUUCGACAUUGGGCUGCCCCACAAUUACAUUCUCACAUUUCUGUCUGAUUUCCCCGAGUACUUCCAGUUGUGUAGUAUGGAUUGUAAAGAUGCAAAUGGCUGUGAAUUGUUAGGGUUAGAGUUGGUUUCUCACAGACAUGAUCUUGCAGUUUCGGUAUUGGAGAGAAAGGAAAUGCAUUUGAAUUCCAGGUUUAGAAGCGGCGUGCCAAUUCCUUUUCCUAUGGAGUUACCAAGAGGAUUUGAUUUGGAGAAGAAAGUGAGGAAUUGGGUUGAUGAAUGGCAAAAAUUGCCAUACAUAUCUCCGUAUGAAGAUGCAUUUCAUCUCUCGCCAAAUAGUGAUCAGGCAGAGAAGUGGACAGUGGCCGUUCUUCACGAAUUGCUGCACCUACUGGUGUCAAAGAAGACAGAGAGAGAGAAUGUCUAUAGGUUGGGGGAUUAUCUAGGGUUUGGGCUGAGGUUCACGAAAGCUCUGGUGCACCAUCCGGGGAUAUUUUAUGUCUCAAAUAAGAUUAGGACUCAGACCGUGGUUCUUAGGGAAGUGUAUAGGAAGGACUGGUUGAUUGAGAAGCAUCCUUUAAUGGGAAUGCGGCAUAGAUAUAUUCACCUCAUGAAUAAGAAAGUGAGGCAGAAUAGACGAAUUCAAGUUCAAAAUGUUAGGCCUAGGAAACAGGUCACUUGAUUGGCAGGAGGGAGGAAGUGCAGGAAAGUAAUGUUAGAAUCACGGCAGGAGAAGAAAUGGAGUUGAAUGACUAAGAGCAGUAUUAGGAUUAGGAUGUGAAUUCUAUUUGAACAACCAGGUAAUUAAAUGAAAAUAGCAGUUGGAAAAUAUAAACUAGACAUGGAGUAAAAAAUGAGAAAGCUGAGGAGAAAGAUUGUUAUCCAGGUCAUUUCCAAUCUUCAAUCUUGAUGAAGGGAGGAGUCAGUCUCUUCUGUAUACAAAUGUUUUAGAGACAGCAUGAGCCCGUGUUAGUAAGCACAUUCCUUUGAACAUGUCUCAUUUAUUUUAGUACUGGAUUUCUACAGUAUUUUCUUGAAAACCAUGGAGCAAAAGUGCCUAAAAAUCCAUGAGGGGUAUGUAGUGAAAAAACCAUGGAGCAAAUGUUUUAGAGACAGCAUGAGCCAUGUCAGUAAGCACAUUCCUUUGAACAUGUCUUAUUUGUUUUAGUACUGGAUUUCUACAGUAUUUUCUUGAAAACUAUGGAGCAAAAGUGUCUAAAAAUCCUAUAGUGAAAAAACCAUGGAGCAAAUGUUUUAGAGACAGCAUGAGCCGUGUCAGUAAGCACAUACCUUUGAACAUGUCUCGUUUGUUGUAGUACUGAUUUCUACAUUAUUUUCUUGAAAAUCAUGGAGCAAAGGUGCCUAAAAACCCACGAGGGGUAUGUAGUCAAAAAAUGUGUGCUGAUGGCUUUAAUAAUGCGUGGACAAUGUUGAGGACAUGCAUUAUGUGGGAGAAAUGGAACUGCUGUGACCACAAUGAAGUCAUCAUUGAUUUAAUAUUGACUUGAUUGAAAAACAAAAGAUAAUAAUGUGAUUUCCAGGACAUUCCGUUUGAGAAAUAUAAUGUGAAGAUGACUCAACAGGUCAGUGGGAUAAUAUUGCUGCAACAUUUCAAAUGAAAUAAAACGGACACAAUAUGUGUCAAGUUGGUUAUGUCUGAGCUGACCAUGUGGCCGGAUAAAUUUCCGUGGCAGCUGUUUGCUGGUGAGUUUCCUAGUUUUUUUAUGUUUGCUGAAAUUAUCUGUUGUGCCGUCUUUUUAGCAUUAAAAUUGGUCUCAUGGUUGGUUCCUUGCUGUAGAUGGGUGUGUGCUAGCUGCUAUAUGUGGUUGAAAUUUGGUUGCUUUUUCACUAAAUGGCUCAAGAUUUCCAAGGAUCACUCUGGGUGUCUGGGGUUUCAUUAAUUGCUAUUGCACCCCCAUGGAAAUGCCAUGAUGACCUAUAUAUCCCAGCCACAAAUUUGCCAAGAAGCACUCAAUUCGAAUUUAAUUGCGUUUAGGCAGCAGCCAUGCCAUUCUAUGAGCAGUUUAGCUCAAUCUGUUGCUGUCUUUCUGUUAUUAGUUUUACAAUAAAAUUGUCAGUUUUUUUCUCCUCCGGUUGACUUUACUACUGGUUUGAGCCUCUGAUUCCUUAACUUAAGCACUUGUACUUGCCUAAAUGCCAUUCUACACAUUCUCUGUCACUUGUUGGCCAUUUUACCACGCUAACCAUGCCUCUCAGAACUUAAGGAGUUACACUUCUUAAAUUUAUUUCCAUGCCUCUAUCCAGAUAGCAUCUGGUCCAAGUUUCCAGCUGCUUUACCAUUCUUCAUUUUCUUAUUUCUUACUUCGCCUCUGUUUUGUACAAAUACAUUAUACAUCUAUUUGGACAAAUCUGGACCCUGUAAUGAUAUUAAAACAGAAUUUAGUAAUCUCGUUCUUACAUGUCAUGCAUGUAAUAUGGUGGUAAAAAGUUAUAAGUUCUUGUUACAUGUAUUUUCUACAUGCUAAAGACUUCUAAUGUGUUCCCGUUUUUCAUUUUGAUUAUUAUGUUCUUCAGUGAAUUGAAAGUCAAACAAUGUUGUACUGGGUGUCAUGACGUUAAGUUUUAUAAAUCAUUGGGGGAUAUUCAAGUUUGACUAACAUAAUUUUCAAAUAUGUAACUAGUUUUGCUUGUUUUGCUGAUUAGGCAGGACUGGUUUUGUCACUUCAUUAACAUGCUGAAGGGAUCUUAGGCACCAAUGCUGAUGAACUACUCAUCCUUCAUAACAGUCAUGGCAUGGAAUGGCUGAAAAUCUGGCUACUGCAAUGCCCUUAGUUGGAUCCUGAUUGAGAUGGCAAGUAGUAUUACUGUAUUACUGAGGUUCGUUCGAGAUGAAUGUAACAUGUUUUUAUUUUUUUUAAUUUUUUGUUAGGAAACAAUUUGUUGCUUGUUUGAAUUUUAGAAAAAGCUGCGGAAAAUGGAAACUACAAUUUGGUUCGGUUAAAUUGAAGGAUGGAUUGAGGAGUGAAAACAUUGUAAAACAGUUUUGAACUUUUAUUCAGUGUUGAAUAUAGAACCGAUUAUC